CCAGCCUAGCAAGCAGCACUCUCCUCAAAAAACUUCUUUCACCAGCAAUUAAGAGACAAUGAUGCCCUUGAAGACUUUGAUUUUCAUGCUAUUAAUUUCCCCAUGGAUGCUAUGCUCUGCAGCAAAAAAUGAAUACAUGGAAGCAAGAAAACCUAAGAAAGACAUUGUGACCUUUCCUGACUAUGUCGUCCCAGAAGACUCAGACACUGACCCAGCUGCGGUUCCAAAAGCUGAUGAGCUGCCAACAUGCCUACUGUGCGUUUGCCUGACUGGAUCUGUUUACUGUGAGGAGGUGUCCCCUGAAAUGUCAGCCGUCCCACCACUGCCAAAAGAAACAGCCUAUCUCUAUGCACGAUUCAACCAAAUCACCAAAAUAAGCAGCAAAGACUUUGCAGACAUGGACACACUGAAAAGAAUUGACCUGACUGGAAACCUCAUCAGUGAGAUAGAUGACGGAGCUUUUUCAAAACUCCCCAAUCUUGAGGAGCUCACUCUCGCAGAGAACAGACUCACUAAAAUUCCAAUGCUGCCCACCCAGUUGAUAUUAUUCAAUGCCAAUUUCAACAGGCUGAAAACCAGAGGUGUAAAAGCAAAUGCUUUCAAAAAACUCUCAAGAUUGGCAUAUCUCUACCUUGGGGACAAUGAACUGGAGGCAAUACCACAACUUCCAGAGACACUUCACAUUGUGCACCUACACAACAACAACAUCACCACAAUGACAGAUCAGACAUUCUGCAAAGGCAACAGCAGUCACUACAUCCGAUCCAACAUGGAAGAGGUGAGACUGGAUGGGAAUCCUCUCGUGCUGGCUAAACACCCCAACAGCUUCAUCUGCCUGCGGGCUCUCCCGAUCGGAAGAUACGUCUGAGCCAUCUGAAGCAUGCCUUGAGAGAAUUAAAGCACAUUACAGGGAAGCUCUAUAUAAACUCAUUAUGUGUAAGGCAAUGGUGACUGAUUCCAUAAGGUAAAUAAUGUUGUUUUUAUGUUGUUAAGUACUCAGUAAAAGAGCCAUUCAAAGUUUACAUUUAAAUAUAUUUUCAGCAAUGACCUUCAUAUAUUAGUUCCAUAAUCAAUGUGUAGGUAUGUGAAUAUAUUUAGCUUCCUCCAAGGGCAAUAUAGCUUUCAUACAGUUUCUUUAAGCAGUUAAAAAAAAAAAAAACAUACUCAUGGCAUUUGCACAAUGUAACCUAGGCAAAGAAAUAGCCUCUUAGUUUCUUGUCAGUGUUGUUUUUGUCAGUAUUGAAUAAAUAUGUGCAAAACUA
This is a messenger RNA of Myripristis murdjan (pinecone soldierfish), 1262 nucleotides long. RefSeq names its product osteoglycin, paralog b (gene ognb). Gene Ontology annotation, cellular component: extracellular matrix. Gene Ontology annotation, biological process: articular cartilage development; bone development. The record is from RefSeq and is a predicted model, not a curated record. Gene Ontology annotation, molecular function: protein binding. The coding region runs from base 59 to 868 and encodes 269 amino acids. The transcript has 6 exons. Lineage: Eukaryota; Metazoa; Chordata; Actinopteri; Holocentriformes; Holocentridae.